Molecule: messenger RNA, 1583 nt
Organism: Solanum lycopersicum (tomato)
Lineage: Eukaryota; Viridiplantae; Streptophyta; Magnoliopsida; Solanales; Solanaceae
Product: probable membrane-associated kinase regulator 1
Source: RefSeq, a predicted model, not a curated record
UGGAUCCCUUUCAAAAUUUCAAAAAAUAUCGCAGCCAAAUCCAUAAACAUAUUUUUUUAUAAUAUAAUCUAUAUAAAUUAAUACCAUUCAAAUGCAUGCAUUGUUAAAUUAAAGUAGUCCCCACCAUCUUCACUCUUCCCAAGUAGUAACAGAGAAGCCCAACUUUAUUUUUCUCCGUAAUAAUCAUUUGAAAGGCUUAAAAAAGCUCCACGCUGCUAAAAAAAAAGCCGGCUUUAUUUGCGCCCCAAUAGUAUUCUUGACUUACAAACAAGGAACGAACAAUUUUCUAUUGUCGCCUGCAAGCUUAUUCCUACAUCCCAUUUGUCUCCCUCUUUAUAUAACUGUUCCUCUUUUUUAACUAUAUUAUUCUAUAUCGACCUCGAUCAACAAGAACAAGAGCAAGAAAAAAUGAUGAAAAUUACUAGGGAAAGCGAAGAAAUUGUUCUCCUCGAAGAACAAUACGAUGAAUUAGAAGACGAAUAUGAUGAAGAAGCAUUAUCACUGUGUGAUCUUCCGAACAAUGAAGAGGACGAAAAGAAGGAAGAAGUUUCUAGAAGUACUAGCGUAGAAGGCGGACAAUUAGAAGAUUUUGAUUUUAGCUCUUCUGGUGGUAAUUUGUUGAAAGAAUCAGAGAUGUGUACGGCAGAUGAAAUUUUCUACAAAGGCCAAAUAUUACCGUUGCGUCAUUCAAUUAGUUUGCCAAGUGAUCGGCGCAAUUGUCAUGAUACAAAUUCAAGCAGUAGAAGUAGCAGUAUUCGAAGCCAACGUUCAUCUAGCAGUGGCAGUUCAUCUAAUUUCAACACGAAAUAUCAGCCUAAAAUUCGAAAUCAAUUUCAUUCUCAUCCUAGUCCAACACCUCAGGUUCGAUUUUCUAAAGUUAGUUUUCAAUCAAAUGUCAACAAUUCCACACGAAAAUCAGCAUUGUGGAGUCUAUUUCGCGUUGGCCUAGUUACACCACCAGAAAUUGCAUUACAAGAUCUGAAAAACAGAGGAAACAGGGAUAUUUCAGGAAGUCGAAAUAGCACGAGCAGUAGUAGCAGCGGGAGCUUCGGCAAUAAUGAUAAUAAGAUGAGAAUUAAGAAAACGAAACAGAGGUUUUCUCUAGGCAGCUGUAAAUGUUCAGCAAAUGUGGUAGAAACAGUUCCAAUCGUGAACAGUAGAAGUACAAUUAAGAAAAUAAGAAAAGCCACAGGGGACCAUGAACAUGAAGAUAAGAAGGAUUCAUCAGAGAAUAUCAAAUCGACAAAAAAGCAAGCAAUGUCACGUCAUCGAACGUUUGAGUGGUUAAAGCAACUUUCACUAGAAGGUCCAUCAGAUGAAACAUAAAGAUUUCAAAGUAUCACGCAUGCUUAGCUUCUUUUUUUUCUUCUUUUUUUCAUGUAAUGUAAUGUAACUUUUUUUUUUUUUUGAGUAGUGGAAUCAUGAAGUUGAUUAAUUGAAGUAAUUGAGGACGCAAUUAUAAUGGUAGCCAAAAAAGAGCUAAGGUGUACGUUUGAUGUGAACUGUGAUUAAAUAAUGACCAUUAUUUUUUGUCUUUGAGUAAAAUUAAUAAUUGAAGAUGGGAAGGCCGUGAUGAGUGGAAA